AAAUUAAAAUAAAACCAUGCCAGAAUAUUUAAUCUGUCGAAUAUGCCUUACGGAAGACAUGAAUGUCGAUUCCAUGACACCACUGUACGACGAUCUGGAUGUUCAAUGUCCACUAGUUCGGAAAAUAGAAGAGAUCGGGAGCAUUAAGCUACCCCCCUUGGAAGACAUGCCAAGUCUGCUCUGUUGCACUUGUGUCGGUAGCCUUAACAGCGCCUAUAAAUUUCGAGAAUUAUGCCAGGAAAGUGAGCGAACCUUUGCCAGCAGCGUUGUAAAGGCGGAAUUAAAAUUGGAGCCAACGGAUGAUCCUUCACAAAUUGAAAGCGAUAGCGUGGAGUACAUUUACGAAGCGGCCAAUGAGUUUAUUGACGCCGAUGAUGACAUUGAAUUCGAUGCUAUGCUAGAAGAGCGCUUGGAGGAAACAAUUGAGGAGGCGGAAGCCAACGCAGUUUAUGAUGAUUUUGAGCGGACGACAGAUUUGGAUGAUAAGAACAUAUCAAUUAGCAAUGCAAGCGACAGCGACUACGAACCCAGUGAACGGUUGCGAAAGCCAAAGGUACGAAAAUCAAGGCUUAGCAAACGUGGACGGGGACGACCUCGCAAUCCGACGCAUUCAGUAAUUAAGAAUGGACAAGCAAAGACAACAAAUGUAGCAACUGCGAAUAAACCGAAUGAAGAGACCUCUACUAACAUCAUGUGUGAAAUAUGUGGCAAUAUCUACUCGAAACGUGCAGCGCUCAAUAUUCACAUGCGACGACACAUGGCCGAGAAGCCUUUCGAAUGCGAAAUCUGCACUAAAUCGUUUGCUGGUCCCUCGGAGCUAAAUCGCCAUAUCAGAGUACACACAGGCGAGAAACCUUUUACGUGCAAAUACUGUUCCCGAGCAUUUGCUGAUCGAAGCUCAAAUAUACGCCAUGAACGAACCCAUACAAACGAGCGACCAUUUACCUGUGCUACAUGUGGCAAGUCUUUCUCCUAUUCGAAUGUUCUCAAGAAUCACAUGUUGACACAUACAGGCGAAAAGCCCUUUUUAUGUCUGCCGUGCAAUAAAACCUUUUCCCGGAAGCAUCAACUGGAACAGCACACAGGAACUAUGACCCAUCAGCAAACUGUGAAAGCUCUUCAGACUAGCGAUGCGGCUCGUCACACUGAGCUAUAUUAGUCAUUCGCAAUGGUUUAAAUAAUUAUUUAGUUG
This is a messenger RNA of Drosophila arizonae, 1192 nucleotides long. RefSeq lists its product as uncharacterized. The record is from RefSeq and is a predicted model, not a curated record. Gene Ontology annotation, molecular function: zinc ion binding; DNA-binding transcription factor activity, RNA polymerase II-specific. Gene Ontology annotation, cellular component: nucleus. Gene Ontology annotation, biological process: regulation of transcription by RNA polymerase II. NCBI's taxonomy places the organism in Eukaryota, Metazoa, Arthropoda, Insecta, Diptera, Drosophilidae.